GUACAGACAGUACGAGUCAGUCAUCUCUGAAACUGAAUACAGUAGGAUGCGGAUUUUAACCUUGCUUGCCCUUUGUGCCUUCUUGUGCUGCUCUCAAGGCCGCGAGCAGGAAGAGUGCUUAAAGGAGAAUAUCCGAUUACCAAUGAUCAAAGAAAUGCAGCAGACCUUUCCAGAAAUCCACAAAUCUCUACCUAAGGACACCAGAGCCUCCAAACGAAUUUUGGGAAAACUUAAAAAGUGCUCUAAGAACAUUGCUGACUUCAAACAACUGCUGGACAUUUAUGAUGAACAUGUUUUCCAAAAGUUGUUGAAGAACCACCCACAUCAAAUACCGGGAGCCUUUAUGAAUUCUUUCAAAACACUCAGGAACGACAUGGAUCGAUGUGUGAACAGAGGCCCACAAACACCAUCUCGAUGUGCAAGGGAGACUCUUAAGAAAAUGAAGAAGCUGACGCAAGAUGAUCUUCACAAAGCUGUGAGCGAGUUUCAGAAUGUUUUGCUCUGGAUCAGUCAAACUAUGGACAGAGGAAGAUCACACAAGAAGAUUAAAUAAUAAUCCAGAUGGAGUGGUGAAAGCUGCGUUGAUACGCACGCACGCACGCACGCACACAUACACACAAUCACUUCCUCUAUCAAUGAUGGACAGACCACAUCCAAAAGAAGUUGGUUCCUAGAUGACAUUAACCACAUCCCGUAAUGAUCUUAUCUUCAACUGAAGCCAAUUUCUAGUUUAUAUAUCUGAAACAAGUUAAAUCAAUAUCUAAUAUUUAAUCUGAUUCUGUUUAGCUAUAGCUUAAGACCCAGUGUAAGCCACAGUUAGCGUACUAUAUUUCUGUACCAACAUUUGGCAAAUUUUAUAUUGAGCAGAAAUAUGUUUGUUUAUUCAAAAGAAUGUUACAGUAGGCAUA
This is a messenger RNA of Paramisgurnus dabryanus, 908 nucleotides long. It is a transcript of the gene il26, whose product is annotated as interleukin 26. The record is from RefSeq and is a predicted model, not a curated record. NCBI's taxonomy places the organism in Eukaryota, Metazoa, Chordata, Actinopteri, Cypriniformes, Cobitidae.